Molecule: messenger RNA, 9608 nt
Organism: Lytechinus pictus (painted urchin)
Lineage: Eukaryota; Metazoa; Echinodermata; Echinoidea; Temnopleuroida; Toxopneustidae
Product: glycogen-binding subunit 76A-like
Exons: 3
Coding region: 259-1689 (476 amino acids)
Biological process (GO): regulation of glycogen biosynthetic process
Cellular component (GO): protein phosphatase type 1 complex
Molecular function (GO): protein phosphatase 1 binding; glycogen binding
Source: RefSeq, a predicted model, not a curated record
UUGCCGCUAGCUAGAUGUAUCGUCAGACCGCUUUUGUACCUUCAUGAUCGCAGCAUCAUGAUCAGCUAGCUCAGCUGAGGGAAGCAUACCAUGUCAGAGGUCGCGACUGUCGUCUGUUCGCGAUGAACAUGCAAACUGCAAGCAAGGCAAGUGCAACGUGAGCUUCGACAAUAAAAUCCAGAUCAGCUGUUCGAGGUCGCCACGCUAGAUAUUGCUCGAGACUGAAAACUUUUUAUUGAAGGGUUGAUUUAUAUCGUAAUGCCGGGCGUUUUGAUUCCAUUGGAAGUCAUGGCGACGGCGGAGAAUGAAGUUGCUGGAGGAGAUGCCUUGGAGGGACAGCAACAUCUCUUCCACAGCACAACUGCUAUUGACAUCCCUGUAAAUGGUCCAGUCAAUCAACAUUGCACAAAACCAGAUUCGUUAACAUUACAGAAAUAUGAUGAUUUGUACGAGCAUGUAUCAACACCAGGAUGCUCGCCAGUGUCUUCUCCCCUUCAUAAUGGAGACAUUAAUGAUUGGAUUAAUGAUGGCACACCUACUAAUGACUCCUCCAUGAAGUGUUUUUCUCCUAUUGCAUCUGAUGAAGCCGGAGCAUGUUCAUCCUCUGAAGGCACGUACACGAUGUGUCCUCAAGCACAUCCAGAUCUUGACUGGGACGAACUAUUUGCUCUGACAGAUUACAUGGGGGUUGCUAACAAGUCUCCGUACUUCGGUAGUAAUAAUAAUAAUAAUUGUCUUUCUCUUGUACAAAAUAACAGAACUUUGACAUCUCCACCGAAAGUUGAACAUGUUGAAAGUGUGAGCAGUUCGUGUAGCGAUCUUUUUGACGUAUUUAUAAAUCCAGCAGCAUACAGUGCAAGUGAUGAGAGUGAAGAGGGGCUGUCCAGUGUUGACUCGGAAUCAACACUCAGUGAAACGGACAGUGAUGCAUCAAGUUCGAGACCUAGGAAGUCGAGCAUGCGAAAGAGACCACGGACCCCACUUGGUAACCCAUCUAGGAAGUCAGUCACGUUUGCGGACGCUCUUGGGUUAGAUCUUCAGACAGUUCGCCACAUCCUAGAAAUGGAUCCUUGUCCUUCACCUCCGAUGACAGUUUUACCCUUGGAUUCUUCUUGCCAAACCAUCUCGAAGUCCGUCCAUUUAUGUUUUGAGCAGCCUGGGGGUCGUCCAGACUUCCUUCAGAGGCUCUGUCAGCAGAACAUCUGCCUAGAGAACGCGAUGAUAUCCGACAUGACCAUCAUAGGAACCAUCAAGGUACGAAACCUGGACUUUUGUAAGGAAGUCCGUGUUCGUUAUUCCUGGGACAACUGGGCAACCCAUGCAAACAUCAUGGCAAGGUAUGUUGCAGGUUCAUGCGAUGGGCCGACCGAUCGGUUUAGCUUUGGAUUCACCAUUCCUAGGAGAUAUGUUGGAGUCGGUGACCGAGUAUUUUUUGCAGUGUUUUACAAGGUUGCUAAUCAAGAAUACUGGGAUAACAACAAUGGAUUCAACUACAUGCUUCUGAUUGAUGAAGAGGUCAAAACAAAAGUGUCUCAACUCUUUGUAAGACGGGGCCCCAAGAUUGCGCAGAGAUCCAUAAGACACCAUGGUCCAGAUUUGUGGAACUCUCUACCAGAGCCUGUAAAACAAUCUUCGUCUCUUCACUCAUUUAAAGGGGAAUCCUACCCAAAUAAAAACUUGUUUUUAUAAGAAAGAGAAAAAUCAGACAAGUUGAUAGGUGAAAGUUUGAACAAUAUUGGACAAACAACAAGAAAGUUAUGAAUUUUUAAAAGUUGUAAAUAUUGGUAAUCACUAUACCCAUGGAGACUUCAAAUUGACCGCAUAUGGGAUGUCAUAGUGAUGUAAGGCAAGGACUACUCUUCUAUUUACUCCAAUACAUAUUAUGGCUAAAAUUUCAUUAUACCCAAAAGUUUUAUUUCAAAUUAUAUCUUUUAUUCAUGAGGACAUAAAACAAUAUACAACCUGGGUUUUAUUUAGAUUACUGCCCCAGGGGAAUGGGUACUUAGGAGAAAACCACAAAUCCCUGAUAAUAAAGUACAUGGCCUAUGGGAAAGUUGUCCUUGCCCCUUGUCAUAAUUUACUUACCCAGUUGCCAAUUUGAAAUCUACGUACUAUUAGUGAUCUCAAUUUUAAAGCAGCUAUAACUUUCUUAUUGCUUGUCCGAUUUCUUUCAAACUUUCACCAUUCUGUUUAAUUUAUUUUUCUCCUUCCCAACACAACGUUUUAUGGCCAAGGCUGGAUUCCCCUUUAAGGCAAACGUUAAAUCUAUGUUAUUAUCAGAAUAUUUGAAGUAAAAUUUCUGUGUCGUAUCCUUUUUAUCGUGAAUUUAUUCCUCCUUCGAUUUAGUCAUUACCAAUAUCUUCAUCAUGACCACCAUCAUCUCCAUGGCCUUCAUCAUCAUCAUCAUCAUCAUCAUCAUCAUCAUCAGCAUCAUCAUAUCACCGUCACCCUCAGCUUUAUCAUCUUCAUCUUCAUACUAUAAUAUUGCAUGAAUUCAUGUUUCGUAUUUGAAAAUAUAUGCCCAUUCUGCUUUAUAAAUGUAUUAAUUAAUUCAAUUAGUAUAAGUUUGGGAUUGUCAUUUUUUUUCAAGCAAUCUGCUUAUGAUGACAAUCCUUCUCCUGCAAAUUGUGAAUAUCAUAUAGUUAAUCAUUUUUGUCUGGAAUUAUCUUUUUAAUACUCUUUAUUUAUGAUUGAUGCCAAAAAUGCUAGCAUAUUAUGUUAUGAAAAAUGUAAAUACGAAUGUUAUGGAUGCAGAAGAAAACAUAUCAAAUCAACUCAAAGAUAUGCAUAUACGUGUAAAUGCCUUGUGACGUUAAACAAAAUUAUGAAAUGUCAUGAAUUUAUUCGAAUUUUACAUCGGGUUUUAAUGGAAUUUUCAGAGCUUAUAGCUUGUUUAACUAUAUUUUGAUAAACAACCCUUUUUUGUUGAAUAACUUCAAAAGCAUGCAUAAAAUUUAGUUAGUAAUCAUGCCAAUUAAUUAAUGUAUUAAUUUGAUCAGGUAAUAUUCCCCACUAAACUUGUGUUCUAAUUAAUCUAUCCUAUUUUCGACCUCUAGUCGCUGUAAAUACCGAAACUACCUACACUGCAAAAACUCUGGUGUUGAUUUAACACCAGCCCGGAAUCUAUAUACGUCCACACCAGAGAAGUGUUAAACAACACCAGUUUCUUUUGGUCUAACACCAGAUAUCAAAACAGCAUCGAUUUGAUUCCAAGCUGGUGUUGUUUCAAUACUUCUCUGGUGUGGACAUAUAUAGAUUCCGGGCUGGUGUUAAAUCAACACCGGAGUUUUUGCAGUGUACUUUGACCUUUCCUUGAAUUUCCUUCUCUGAAUAUUCUCUCGAGGUAGAGUAGUAAAACUAAGUUUUAAAACACGGGAGGAGGGGGGGGGGGGGGCAAAGUCCAAUUGACAUUUUCCCCCUAUAGUUCCUGUUCAUUGAAUGUAAUUUUAGUAUACAAAUAUAUCAGGCUUUGAGAAAGUAUAGUGGGAAUUAUUUAUCCGAGGUUGGACUUGCAAUAACUAUUUUUCCCGAGGGGCGAAGCCCCGAGGGAAAAAUAGUUAGAUUGCCAGUCCAACCGAGGAUUAAUAAUUCCCACUAUGCUUUCGAAAGAAACGCCUGAUAUAUUUGUUUUAUAUCCCUCUUUAACUUUAUGGACCUAGUCCUUAUUUUUAACCAAAAAAUCUCGACCAAAUCUAACGUUGCCGGACCUAGUCCUCCUCUCUAGGCCUGUCGAGCUAAUUGCUAGACAGUUCAUGGGUAGGCUGCGCGCGGCUUCUACCCGACUGCACUUAAUGAGAGGUCCGCUGCGCUGCGUUGGCCGUUGCUAGGCUGCAGACUGCAGUGGCACUCAAAAUAAAUAGGCCUUCCGGUACGCGCAAUUAAAAUGUAUGCUUUAAAAAAUAGUAUCGGAUCUUGACUCACCUUGUUAGGUAUGUUUAUUCCAUAUUAAAGGAUCCAGUAUGAAAGGCCGUCGGAAUUAGAUUUUCUGCAUUGUAAUCUAGACCCAAUUCCACACUGUGUUUUAGAUUGUCGGUAUACCGACAAUCUAAAAAACAGUGUGGAAUUGGGUCUAGAUACGUUAAUUUGGGCGAGAGCUGGUAUUUUACUUUAUUUACUUUUUGCGGAUGAUCGAUAUCUGGGUCAAGUCAGGGAGCAUGCGCAAUUUAAAGUUGAGAGAAAAUAUCGAGCAUGAGCAUGCGCAGUUAUGCCCAUGAAAGUAUAUCGAAAAAUAUACGGAAUAACAAGAAAACUAUACGGAGCUAAUUGCAGCGAUGUGUUUUCCUAUUGAAAUUAUACUUUGUCACAUGAUCACGAAUUGACCAAUCGCUUAUUUAAAAUACUCAUGAAUAUUCAUAAGAGGGAUAUGAAAAUAACUAUAACCCUAAUAAGUAAACAUAAAAAAAAUAGCUUGCUAUCUUUUAUUGUCUCGCCCACCAGAUGUGAAGGCUAGGGAUCCAAAUGUCGUCCGUCCGUAACAAAAAUUAUGAUACAUAACUUUGCAACAAUAAGUCACUUUUCAACCAAACUUGGAUUUCACCUGUUCACAAUGAACUUUUGGUACAAUUCUAUUUGCGUGCCCUUGCAAAUCGCGAUAUUUCUGGUUAUUUCCACAAGUGGGUGAGACGCAACGUCGCUUAUGCCCUGUCUUUAGAAUAUUGGUUCAGAAUAAUGAAUAGAUAUGAAAAGAUAUCGCGUUGAGUACAAAGGUACGGAGCGGCAUACACUCGGUAAUGCUUAAGCCAUCCUGUCUGAAAUUACAAAUUAAUCGCUUUACUUGUCCCCCUCUUCGUUCGCGUGCAAUUUGUUUUAACAAACUGUUAGUAAUUCAACCAUAUAUCCUCCGUGUUUAACACUUUUGUUAGGACUAAAUCUCAGAUUUUUUUUAAAGUGAGCUUUGGUUAAACUUUAUUUUUAUUAGAGGGUCUAUGGUUUGAGUCGGUCGGUUUUUCAUGCAUGAUCUACUUACGAAUCAGUUUCAAGUUGUUUUUUCUGCUCAAAACCUGUAUGUAAAAAAAUCCGAUGUUUUUAUUUAGAGGAAUUUGUUUUGUGUGAUGUUAUUUUGUAUUUACUCUCUAAAAGAGAACUACAUUCAGUUAUUUUCAAAGCACAAAAUGUAUUACUUUGAAACUUUCAUUCAUUCUUUUCUUGUCCCCCUCUUCGUUCGCGUGCAAUUUGUUUUAACAAACUGUUAGUAAUUCAACCAUAUAUCCUCCGUGUUUAACACUUUUGUUAGGACUAAAUCUAAGAUUUUUUUUUUAAGUGAGCUUUGGUUAAACUUUAUUUUUAUUAGAGGGUCCAUGGUUUGAGUCGGUCGGUUUUUCAUGCAUGAUCUACUUACGAAUCAGUUUCAAGUUGUUUUUUCUGCUCAAAACCUGUAUGUAAAAAAAUCCGAUAUUUUUAUUUAGAGGAAUUUGUUUUGUGUGAUGUUAUUUUGUAUUUACUCUCUAAAAGAGAACUACAUUCAGUUAUUUUCAUAGCACAAAAUGUAUUACUUUGAAACUUUCAUUCAUUCUUUUCUUACGAAAAUUCCUGAUUGAGGUCGUUGCUUUUUUAUAGAUUUUGUUUACUUUUAUAAUUUAACUAACAACCCGUUUCAGUAUUUGGUUUUAUUCUUGUAAAUGUAUCAGUUUUCGUAUUUGUUCUUUGGCUCACCUGGAAUGAUAUAAAUAAUUUCAAUUUUCGUCGUUGAUAAAACCUUGCUAUAACAGUGUUGCGUUACUUUUUUUACAUUAAAUAAUGUAUUGUUUGAUCAUUAAAUGGUCGCACAACAUUUAUUAAUUGAGCAAAAAGCCAUUUGUGAUUAAAUCAAUUUUUACGCUGUUGUAAUGAUAUUGUAAGCAUGUAUGCAUUCUGUCUCUUUUGAAGAACUGUAUUUCGACACACUUCGUUUUUUUAAGGAAUCACAGAUUACGUUACAUAAAGCCUCCUCAAUAUUGUGUAAAAGGGAACGUUUAUCAUGCUUAUUGGGUGAGAUUUGUCCCAUACUUACAAAAUACAUGUUUUAUGGGUAAAUUUCAACAGAACAUUGGGUAGAAUUUACACAAUAUUUGCCACUUUGCCCAACAAACAUGCAUGUUUCCUGUUUACCCAAUAUUGGGGUUUUGGUUUUUUUUUAGAGUGUAUUCUAUGCUAGAGCAUUACUUCGUGGAUGACGGAAGUUUGUCAAGCAAAGUACUGAUUCUAAAUCAUUUUUUUCAAACACAUAAAAAAAUAUCAUGUUCAUCGCAUUUAUUGGUAUAGUGUACGUGCAUUACAAGAUGAAAUGUUUUUUGCCAUGUUUAAUUAGGUUAUGAUCCAUAUUAUUUUGAUAUUGUCAUACUUUAUUAAACCAUUUCAGAAAUAAAGGGGAAAAAAAGGUGCGCUCAGAUUGUAUCACUUCACGUGAAUCAAGGUUAUAAAUCACACCUUAGCAGUAUCAUUCAACAUUGAAUAUACUUUAUACUGAUGGAAAACCACAUUGUCGUUGAUAGUGUUUUAUUUUUUCAUCAUCAGCACUAUUAUUCUAAUUGUUGUCUUUAUAAUUAUAAUUAAUAGCCGGUAGGAUGCGAAAGAUAUUGUAUGUUUGAUUUUGCCAGCGCCAUAAUGAGGCUGCGAUGAAUGCAAGGAAUGCUCCCCAGGGAGUGGAAAUUGUGCACUUUUCGUGCGGGAUUGAAAUGAAUCCAAUGACCGGGGUAAAAAUAUGCUGUAACGCGCUUUGAGCCAUUCUGGGAAAAGCGCUUUAUAAAAAAAAAAAAAAAAAAAAAAAAAAAAAUUGGCUAUUAUUUGUACCUAAUUUUACUAUUCGAUAGUAAUGUUGUUAAUAUGCAAAUGCAAUACAAGUUUUUGGCGAAUAAUUUGCGUGUUUGCCGCUUAAUUUAACAGGGUGAAUUAUGUGUUCCAGUUCAAGUUUUACACUUUCAAAGUACUAUCUUUUUAAAAAUAUUUCAACAGUUUUUUUUCAGUGAACAAAAACGCAAUUGUUAGAAUAACCAACUGAUGUGGUAUGAGAGGAAGAUAUAUUUGUUCUUAUUUUCUUAAUGAUGUUUUUAAAAGUUUGAGUUAUAUCUGUUUUGACACCAUGAUUGUAAUUUGGAAGCACAUGUAUGCAAACGCUUCCUAGGCUUAUUCACACCAUUAUCUUGCAUUCAGAGGUUUAUUUUUAAAUCCCAAUAUAUUAGACACCAACAAGAGGAUUCCCAAAUGCGACUCACACGUGCGUGGUAUUGUGUCAUGUUCCCACGAAGCCACCUCCCACUUCCCUGUACAUACGAUAGCUUUUAGUUAAAACAACAACAGUCCGCCUUAUGUGUUUAUGUACCAAGGUAAUGAUAAUCUUUCACAUAUCAGCAUAUCAUCGCAACGUUAUUUUGAGCAAGAUGUAUAUACAAAUUGGACAUAAAACCUGUGUUCUGUUUUUUUUAAUUCAAUUAUUGUUCUAGUGUUCAAGUAGCUGAAAUAUAUGGCACUGAAUACCGUCAAAAUACAAAUAAUAGCCAUGAUAACAGCUUCGUGUAAAAUUGGAUCACACACUGCCAAUAGUGCCGUGUGUAAAUAAAAAGCAAUAUGAUGCUAGGUAAUAAAUAUAAGCGCGUGCAUUGUGUGCUUUCAUUGUAUAGUAAUCUCUAUUAUGAUAGUAUUAUGGAAUAUGUUCUUUACAAUACAUGGAGUCGCACCUGAUUUGUAUCGUGUUUUGUUCUUCAUUUUGAGUCUAUCCGCAAAUAUUUUACUAUAUUCAGUCAAAGUUAUCCAUUAUGGUAUUGUUGAAAUAUUUGGACAUACAGGCGGAAAUAUUAGAUUUUUGUAGGUUUUAAUUGAAAUGAUUGUGUACAUAACUUGGAGAGGAUAAUAAAUGUUUGUGGAUAGUGCAUGUAUGUGGCUUCAUAAAAGAAAUCAAGAGAAUAUUAUAUAUGUACACCGGAUAUGAUUUUGUGAUCGGAAAGUAUAUCUGCAACCUACAAAACUUCAAAACCUUGUAUCUCAAUCAUUAGGAAUUGUAAAUUGCCAUAGAAUAAAGUGCGUAUCAAUAAAAAAAAAUACACUUUGAAAAAGUCUUGGGAAUUGAAAAAUAUAAUAUAGGGAUAAAUAUUUUCACAUAUAUUCUUGGCUUUGGGUCUCAGCUAUCAAAUGAAAGUAAAAAAUGUUGGCAGAAUGUUACACUUGAGUGAUCACUGUCCAUUUUUGUAAAGCUCGCAGAAAUCAGAUUGCGCAGAAAUGCUAAUUUUCACGCUGUGUCAAGGAAAAAAGGCGAAAACAAACUGAUCGUGCGGUACAUUUCUCAUACAUUUCUUUUGCAUUUUUAGCGAAUUUUAAUAAAACAGAUACAUUUAAAAAAAUUUGUAACAACUUUGCCACCCAAAUUAAUAUUUUAACCAUAGAUAACAGGGGCCGCGGAAGCGGGGGGGGGGGGCUUCAGCCCCCCCACUUUUUUCCAAAACCGUGUACAAAAACGUAAAAAAUGACCAUAUGAUUGUGAUUUUUUGCAUGGUCAGCCCCCCCCCCUCCACUUUGAAAACCUUUCCGCGGCCCCUGGAUAAAGCAGAACAUUUACCUUUGUUUGUGCCAGAUGGAUCUGAGGACACAACUGAAGUUAACACAAGUUUAUUUCAGACAUCUUUCACUAAGUUUUUAUUGUUACAAGUGGGACCAUAUUUUAUUCAAUACUUGUUUCUCCACUCUUUUCCCAAACUUGAAAAUGAUUAACAAAAAAAUCAAGCUUAAGCCAUUUCAUGUUAAUAUACAGCUCCAUGUGAAGCAGAUAGCAUCACGAAGGCCUCGGUGUGUAUAGGGGAGGGGACGCAUUGGCGCUCUAUGAAGUGUUUUGGACAAGGAAACAAGUUAAAAUUGGUAAAAGAUUUAUUCAAAUCAAUCUUCCCAGCUAAAGUCCAUGUGUUCUUCAUGAUUAACAUCUACUUUUAUUCACAUAACUAUUUCCAAGCUUUGCGCAAAUCAUUUUUCACGAUUUUUUUCAAAAGUAAGAGAUCUGUACCAAUGUUUAAAUGUGGAAAAAGCUUCAGGAUAUUACAAACAUAUAAUUUUACAGCAUUAUUUCUAAGCGUAAUUUUUUGCACUGCAUAUAUUGUGUCUUUUAAAGUCUUUUGAUGGAUGCUAAAAUGACAGGCCGAGAUAUAAUUUCCUUUUUAUUGUUGUUGCUUUUGUUUUCGUCAUUAUCAUCGCUGACUUUUAUCAUCAUGCAUCAGCAUCGUCGUCAUCGCCAUGAUAAUUGAUCAUAAUGAUCAUCUCAUUUUGUGAGUGUUAUUGUUGAUAUUAUCGUAAAUUUAAGUCACAAUUCUUAUGUUUUUAUUUUUCCUCCUCGAUCUUCAUUUCCUUCUCCAAUUUUCAUUUUUAUUUUUUUCUUCCUCAUCUUUUCAAACUUCAUUACUUCUACUACAUCUUCUGUAUUUCUAUACUCAUAAUUAUGCAUGAUGACGAUGACAUUGAUAUAUAGUGAUGAUAGCGGUGAUUUAUUCAAUUAAUUAUUUGUAUUUAAUUUUGAAGUGAAUUAUUACAUCUACGUGGUAAUAAGAAUGUCAAUGUUAUUCUAUAUUGUCAAAGAAUAUGUCAUCGGGGCUAAAGCUACCAAAUUCUGCUGUAGAUUAAAGAUAUCUAUAUUUGAGGAUUUUGAAUCUAAA